UUAUAUAAACCUAUUAAAAUUUUCCUUUAGUGAUUUAUUAAUUUCGUCUCAUUAUGAAUCCUGAACAAAUAGCAGAAGAAGAAGAAGAGGAAAUAUCUGAAUCAAGUUAUUGCACAGAAUCGAGUGACGAAAAUUCGCAACUAAUUUUAUUGAACACCUUAUUAACAUUUGAACGAAAACAGCAUAGAGAUGAUAUCUUCAAAAAUUGUUCAGAAUUUUGCAGAUUUAUGAGUACACGCCCUAAUAUAAAAACACUCGAAAAACACUUAUUCAAGAUUUCUCCUUGUGUAUGUGAGACUACUAAUUUUAAUUACUCAAAUUAUAAUCAUCAACCUUCGUAUGCUGGUUGUGGAUCCUGUGUUGAUAAAAGUGGAUCUGAAUGUGAAAUAAAGCGUGAACAUUGGAUAACCACUUUAUUGGCAUUAAGUAAAUUUGGAUGUGAUGAAGUUGCGAUAAAUGCUACAAAGCAAUGCAAAUUUUGCAAAAUAGACAGAAAUCUACUGGAUGGGAUGUUCACAAACGAAGACCCAAGAAAUAUUCAAGCUCAAAAAAAUCAAAUCAAGGAACUAAGUAAAUGGAAACCCGAUCCAAACAAACUUAAGAAAAAUGUGUAUGAUUAA
This is a messenger RNA of Chrysoperla carnea, 620 nucleotides long. RefSeq lists its product as uncharacterized. The record is from RefSeq and is a predicted model, not a curated record. NCBI's taxonomy places the organism in Eukaryota, Metazoa, Arthropoda, Insecta, Neuroptera, Chrysopidae. The transcript is spliced from 3 exons. The coding region runs from base 54 to 620 and encodes 188 amino acids.